Aplysia californica (California sea hare) is the source of this 2888-nucleotide messenger RNA. RefSeq names its product protein disulfide-isomerase. Gene Ontology annotation, molecular function: protein disulfide isomerase activity. The record is from RefSeq and is a predicted model, not a curated record. Gene Ontology annotation, biological process: protein folding; response to endoplasmic reticulum stress. Gene Ontology annotation, cellular component: endoplasmic reticulum. NCBI's taxonomy places the organism in Eukaryota, Metazoa, Mollusca, Gastropoda, Aplysiida, Aplysiidae.
AUGCUCCAUGGUGCGGACACUGCAAAGCUUUGGCUCCAGAAUAUGCUAAAGCUGCAGGGGCACUGAAAUCAGAUGGCUCAAACGUCAAACUUGGCAAGGUUGACGCAACUGUUGAAUCUGAACUGGCUGAAAAAUUCCAAGUCAGAGGAUAUCCAACUUUGAAAUUUUUCAAAAAUGGAAACCCAAUUGAGUACUCAGGUGGAAGGCAGUCCGCCGAUAUUGUCAACUGGUUGAAGAAGAAGACUGGCCCACCUGCCAUAGAUCUGUCCGACAAAGAUGCUGCAAGCUCUUUCAGAGAAAAGGAGGAAGUUGUUGUCAUCGGCUUCUUCAAGGAUCAAGAGUCUGAUGAUGCUAAAGAAUUCCUCAAGGUUGCCAGUGCCAUGGAUGAUCUGCCAUUUGGUAUUACUUCUAACAGCGAAGUCUUUGCUGACAACAAAGUGGAGAAAGACGGAAUUGUUCUUUUCAAAAAGUUUGAUGAGGGACGCAACGACUUUGAUGGUGAGGUGAAAGAAGCUGACAUCCGCACAUUCAUCUCAAGCAACAGACUGCCUCUUGUUAUUGAGUUUACCCAGGAGUCUGCCCAGAAGGUGUUUGGCGGAGAAGUUAAGAACCACAUCCUGAUGUUCCUGAAGAAGGAAGGCAGCGAAGAUGUCAUCAAGGGAUAUGGUGAGGCUGCAGCAGAGUUUAAGGGAAAGAUCCUGUUCAUCUACUUGGACACUGACAACGAGGACAACGGUCGCAUCAUGGAGUUCUUUGGCCUGAAAGCCGAGGAGGUGCCUGCUGUCCGUCUCAUCACUCUGGCUGAGGACAUGACCAAGUACAGACCCACUGCUGACGGAGUUGACCCUGCUACCAUCAAACAGUUUGCCCAGGACUUCCUGGAUGGAAAAUUGAAGCCUCAUUUGAUGUCCGAGGAGAUCCCCGAGGACUGGGAUGCCAAGCCUGUCAAGGUUCUGGUCGGCAAGAACUUUAAGGAGGUUGCUCUCAACCAAGACAAAGCUGUAUUUGUGGAAUUUUAUGCCCCAUGGUGCGGACACUGCAAACAGCUGGCUCCAGUGUGGGAUGAGCUUGCAGAGGCUUAUGAAGACAACGACAAAAUCGUUGUUGCUAAGAUGGACUCCACUGCCAAUGAGGUUGAGGAGGUCAAGGUUCAGAGCUUCCCCACUCUGAAAUAUUUCCCUGCUGGCAGUGAUAAGAUCAUUGACUACAAUGGUGAGAGAACUCUGGCUGGAUUUAAGAAAUUCUUGGAUAGUGACGGCAAGGAUGGAGCUGGUGUCGCAGAGGAGGAAGAGGAAGAUGAGGAGGAAGAAGAGGAUGAUGAGGAAGGUGAUGAUGAGGCUCCAAGAGAUGAGUUGUAAGCUAGAAACCGAGAGUCCAAUGGGAAUAGGUUAUUCCAAUUUAUUUGUUCCAUCUGGCCCACUGUGGAUGUUCAGUGUUGUUAUAAAGAACUAAAUCAGAAAUUGCCAAAUUUUGCUAUUUGAAUUGUUGUAUGCACAUAACAAUGAAAAGUCAUGUGUGAAUGUCUUAUUGGCAAAGAUUAUGCCCCUCCCAUUCUUUUAAGAUCUUUGUUGUAAUGUUGUCUUCACAGUGUCAAGACAUGACAUAAUUGUGAAUAAUUUGUUACAUCUUUUUUGUUAGUUCAAAGUCACUGCGUGUCCCAUUCGCCAUACUUUGAGAUCAGGUUUGUGACAUUUGGGAAAAAGUCCUUAGUCUAGAAAUGAAAAAUGGAUGGAUGGUUUGUGUACUUUUUAGAACUGAUUGAGAAAGGAUUUUUUUUUUUUUUCAAAUUGUAUAUGUGGUAAGAGUUGACAUUUAUCUGAAUGACAGGGUGUUCUUGCUGUUUGACUCACAUCGUGAUGUACUCCACAUUUUUUUUCUUUAAUUGCUCAGCUCCUUUUUGACCAGUGGAUGAGCAACUAAUUAAAACCAUCAAUUCUUUUGGCAUUAUGUUGUCCCCCCACCCCUCCCCCUUUCCAUUUUGAACUGGUCGUGUUCCUGUUAUUUAUGUGCAUCGCUGUGCCGCUUUUUUAGUGUUCUUUUUUGUUGACUAUACACUGAGAGGCUAAGUUAUGAAUGUUGAGAAGUCCAGUUUAUGAUCAUAUAUAUAUAUAUAUAUCUAUAUACAAACUCGUAUAUAUGUAAUAUUGGACAAUGUUUAGAAUCUGAAGCAUAUGUUGAGAUAUUGUACGUCUUCCCGCUCUUCUACCUGUUCACAUUUUGAUUGUUCUUGGCCUUCAGUACAUCUGUAGCUGAAAGUUCAUUUGACCCAUUUGUGCUCAAAUGUCCCCCACCAGCUUGUUGAUAUUUUGAACAAAGGAACCAUGCAUAGUUGUAUAUUUGGCAUUGGCAUUCCGACCACAAAGGUCCUUCAAUCAGUUUGUGUGUACGUUGCACAGAUUUUACUACAGGGGGGCCGUAAGUUUUAGUGUCUAGUCUUUUUAAAAUAUUUUGUUGUAGCAAUAAUGAAGCCUCAAGAACAGGUGCUGCCUUUUGAUUUUAUCAAAACUAAAACAUUUAUAUGUGAUGCAUUGUUCAUUUAUAUGUGAUGUAAGGAUGGGUAUCUCAAAUGGAUGAAUGUUGCAUUUUUGUUGGAAUGGUUGCAAAUGAUUGAGUAUUGGCAUAGAUCUAUAUUGUAUGUGUGAUAUUGUGUGCUUUCUGUGACUUCUAUUUGGGGUUGUGGGAUUCUUUAUCUAUCGAAAAUACCCUUUUUUUCUCUCUUUUGACUCUUUGUCCAUGGCUGGACAGCCUUGUGAGUGAACACAAAGCGAAAGAUCCUAUUUGAUGUAAGGGAAAGCUUGCCCAGUUUGUGCAAGGUUUUGACAGAUGUAUGAGCCGGUUAUGACUGACUACAAAAAAAAAAAGGUAAAUAAAAGACAAAAAGUUAUGAA